Molecule: messenger RNA, 1125 nt
Organism: Closterium sp. Yama58-4
Lineage: Eukaryota; Viridiplantae; Streptophyta; Zygnematophyceae; Desmidiales; Closteriaceae
Source: the annotation of a GenBank genome assembly
AUGUCUCCUUUUCCCUACAGCUGCGGUUUCCUCCUUGGCUCGCCUGAUUUCCGGAUGGGAGCAGCGGAUUUCUUCAAGCACCUGGCGGCCAGGCGAAGCCCUUCAGACGACCAGGAGGCAUUCAACGCUGCCAUGACAUCAGUCGCGGAUUCCCUUGUCUCUGCAGCUGAUGCCUCUCUCGAUCGCAUCACUGCCUCUACAGGCUCCGCCCCUGCUUCCUCUCCAAGGGAAGCAGCGGGGCAGCCGGGGGGGAUGGCAGCAGGGGGCGGAGCAAGGGGAGGAGGAGGGGCAGGGGAGGUGGAUGAGGGGGAGGUGGCGUUUGCUGAAAGGCUGUGUGAGGCGAUGGUGGCGUUUGCACCGUCGAAUUUGAAGAGAGCAGCGCAGCAGGACGACUCCAGAUACGCCAAGUUCUUCCACACGAUGCUUCGCUUCUUUGAGUGCAAGUGCUUCUCCUUGCACGCCCUGGCACUGCAACUCUGGCUGGUCCUACUGAGGGAGUCAGCACAGAGCACGAGCGGAGGAAAGGACAACAAGCGCGCUUCUGUGAUUCUUGUGCCGCCCGAUUUCUGCCUGAGGCUGCUGGACGUGGUGGCUGAUCACCUGCCUCGGCGACCAGGGGAGGGCGAGGAUGGGGAGGAUGAGGAUGGGGGAUGGCAGGAGGAGUUUACCAACAGUGGGGACUAUGCCCAGUACAGGAGCCGGCUGAUGGACGUGGUGCGUCUGGUGACACAGCAGCAGCCCCUCAUAGCAGUGUCCAAGGUGGUCCCUGGGGAUGGCAGGGCAUGGCACAGCAACCCCUCUCCCCCCUCUUCUCUUCCUCCUUCAGACGGACGUGGUGCUUCUGGUGACACAGCAGCAACCGCUCAUAGCAGCAUCAAAGGUGGCUUCUCGGGAUGGGAGUUGGACGUGCUGCGGCUGGUGACACAGCAGCAUCCGCUCAUAGCAGUGUCCAAGGGGCAUGGCCUUCACAGCCCCUUCACCCUCCCUCCCCUCUGCCCUCCUUCCCACCCUCCCUUUUCUAUUCUGCAGAUGGACGUGGUUCGACUGGUGACACAGCAGCAGCCGUUCAUAGCAGUGUCCAAGGUGGCCUCUCGGGAUGGGAGGUGGGGGGGCAUGGCAAAUUAG